Tigriopus californicus is the source of this 2250-nucleotide messenger RNA. It is a transcript of the gene unc-119, whose product is annotated as protein unc-119 homolog B-like. The record is from RefSeq and is a predicted model, not a curated record. Gene Ontology annotation, molecular function: lipid binding. The transcript has a single exon. Lineage: Eukaryota; Metazoa; Arthropoda; Copepoda; Harpacticoida; Harpacticidae. Gene Ontology annotation, biological process: lipoprotein transport; nervous system development; cilium assembly. Gene Ontology annotation, cellular component: cilium. The coding region runs from base 941 to 1612 and encodes 223 amino acids.
CCACCUUUGAAACGAGGAGUAUGGAACGGAGAACCGACCACCAGACAUCCAAAGCAAUACGUGGAUCACUUUGUGACUCUAGUCGAUUCUGACGUUAUUUCCAGACCGAAGCACUGCCACCAGAACCAUCUUCAUCAUCCUCAUCCUCAUUCUCAUCGUCAUAACAUCCAUGAUCGACAGGGGUGGUAAAUCACCGUGCGACCAGACUUUGGCUACGCUCGGUCGAUCCGCUCUGGUUUGGUCGUGGUUGUCGUGACUGCCAUCAAGGUAUGAAAUGAAACGAGAACGACUUCUUUAAGAAGAGACGUGGCUGUAUUCCUAUUGAAGGGGCCCUCUGUGAGUAAGUGAGUGGGUGCGUGUGGACGUUGUUCGUUCACCAAGUGCCGAGGGGCCUUUGACGUGGUUGGAAACCAGGGCAAACCCCACUGAAAGUGAGGCGACCAAAGGCAAUUGGACGGGGUUUAACGACACUCUCACUCCUCGUCCUCUUGCCAAUCCUCGUCCUCGUCCUCACUUGCGGCUGGAUCACAUCCGCACGUACACACCUUGAAUCCAAGUGGUGCACCUCUCACUCAGUGAGUGUGCGACCGUCCGUCCGUUCGUGGUCCGUUCGUCCAUUCGUACGUACCUACUUCAUACCUACGUAUUUAGUAGGGGAGGGGGGAAUUGCAAGUACGAUAUUUCUGUGGAGCGCGCCAAUUUACUACUUUCAAGGCAAUCAAUACGGCCGAAAAGGAGAAGGGAAAAAAAAGAAUUAUCCGCUCACCUUGAUCCCGCAUACAGCAUACAGUAGUAGCAUUUGGUGUCUUGUGUGUUUGUGUGUGUGUCCCUCCCAGUGAGUCCCGACAGUUAGUGUGUUGGUCGAAUUGCGAGUCAGAAUUCGUGGCAUUUCGCUUUGAAUCAACACAAAGACCAGUCUGAUUAGUUCCUCGAAUUCACAAUGAGUGCCGUCCAGUCUCCGUCCUCACAAGCUCAACAACGGGACGAUCGCUUGAACAAUAAAGUGAAUGCAGACAGUGAGGGUGGUCUGGUCGAGGCCGAUCUGUUGCAAAUGGAUCAGAUCCGUCCUGAGCAUGUGCUCCGGUUGAAGAAAGUCACCGAGAACUAUCUGUGUCAACCCGAGGCCAACGUCUACGGCAUCGACUUCACUCGCUUCAAGAUCCGCGAUAUGGAGACCAACGCCACUUUGUUCGAAAUCGCCAAGCCUCCGGGACAGCCCGUGCCCGUGGAUGAGCACGACCCGAAUGUGGGUCGCUUCGUGCGCUACCAGUUCACGCCCGAGUUCCUCAAACUGCGGCAUGUGGGCGCCACCGUGGAAUUCACGGUGGGUGCCACGCCCGUGAAGGACUUCCGCAUGAUUGAGCGGCACUUCUUUCACGAGAAGCCCUUGAAGACGUUCGAUUUCGAGUUCGGCUUCUGCAUCCCCAACUCCAAAAAUACCUGUGAGCACAUCUAUGAUUUUCCUCAAUUGGACGACAACACCAUUCGGCAAAUGGUCACUGAGCCGUACGCCACACGAUCAGACAGUUUCUACUUUGUCGACGGCCGCCUCGUCAUGCACAAUAAAGCCGACUACAGCUACAACGGCAAUAACGGCGACAACCGAACAUAAAGCAACAACGGCCCACGAGAUUCUAAUGCGACGAUUAUAUCAAAUAUCAUUAUCAUUAUUAUUAUUAUUAUUAUUAUCAUUAUUACUACUCCUAUUAUGAUUAUUUUUUAUUAUUAUGAUCAUCACCACCAUCCGUCCAACCAGCAUCGAACCAAAGUCCNCCUCCCCCUCCCCCCUCCUUUACAUCUCUACUAUGCUCUAAAACAUCCAUCCCCCAACUGACGUCAUCCGUCGCGACAAAAAUUCCCCCACUUAACACCCCCUCGCACGGGUUUCAAUUUUGAAUUUCAGAUUCUGACUCUAUUGCUUGUCUUCGCUUGCGUUCGUGAAUCCUUCGCCAAAGAAUGAAACCCACGCAUGAAGAGAUCCAACCCAUCCCAUCGAACCUAUCCUCCGUAUGAUUUCCACUCGAGACAACUGUGAUCAAGCCUCAAUUCAACCAAAGUGUUCUCAAGUUUCCUACAUCUUCAUCGUCAACUACUUCUUUAAGCUAUUGUUUCUCUCGAGUCUCGCUCCAAAGCACACAACCCAAUGCGUUCGCUGUCGUUUGGUCAGUUUAUUCAUCGGUCAUUCAUUUAGUUACCGUGUUCCAACAUUGUGUACAUCACCUUUGAAAUGCACAAAAUCAUAUCUGACAA